CAAGAUGGCAGCCAUGCCAACUCUCUCUGUUUGGAUAAAAUUGAACAAAAGAUUCGCUGCACAUAAAUUGUGAAAAGUGAUGAUCAUAAAUGGACAUGAAAUUGGAAUGAAUGUAGCAGAAAUAAAUAAGUGUCCAAAAUGUUAAGAAAAACCUUCCCUUGAGUCGAUUACUGUCAUUCUCAAUAUAUUCAAUGGCAAACUGGAACAUAUGCAGUCUUUCAUUUCAUAAGGCUCAGGUAGUUUCAGUGCUUGUGUAACUGAAAUAUUUGUAGAAAGAAAUGACCAAAAGAUGAGGCAGUGGUGGAGUGAAGUUUGUGAUAUAUUUUUUUUUUCCAAAUCCAUGUUGUUCAUCAAUAAUAACUGAACAGCUUUGUGAUUGCCAUGGUUCUGGUGCAUGUACAAGCAUACCUAUGUUUAGCAGUUCUUUGGUUAAACUGCGAUGGGACUUUGGAGUAUUCAAGUAACAUUUUUGCUUUUCUCAGUAAUUGGACUGGUUCCCAUUUUUCUACUGCCUGGAAUCAACGCAGCAGACUCGAGGUAUACUCAGUGUAUUCCAAUAUUUAUCCUCAGGCAAUCUUGAAUUCUCAAUUCUGAUUGGUCGAUCCAUGGCGGCAAACAGUGUGAAAUAUAACUGUAUUACAUUGUUCAUAUCAAACCUGUGCUGCGUAAUGCUCUGUUCUAACACCAUGCAACGCACCAUUUUUAUGCUAAAAGCAAAACGUACAACUGCAAAGCUUCAUGUGAAUUCAGAGAUGGCACAUUGCGCUCAUAGGCCCUUAUAACAUCUUUAGUGGGCGUCAAGUUUGCUUGACAAUAAAUUUGUUAUCACGCUUGCACUCUUGUGAUAACUUAUAUAAAAUGUGAGUUUGACAGUAAUAAAUUACCUUAAAGAAUGGGAUCCAUGAGAUGAAUUUUUACCUUUUAUUGGUAUUUUUUUUAUUGGUUGAGGUAAUUCUGUAAUUUGAAGUAAUUUUGUAGAUCACAUAAUCUCACACAAAGUUUUAUUAUGGUCAUCAGAAAGUGUUUCUCAUUGUGGAUAACGUUUUUGGAAACUGCUAGCUCCAAGAUUUGGUGAUGUAAAGUAACUAUUUCACUAUUCCUAAAAUGAGUUUAAGAGUGUAAGUGAUAUAUAUGUGAACAGAAUAAAAAUGUGAUGCUUACUUCUUUCUCUAUAUUUGGGCUCAGAAAGGUUUUCUUAAAGGGGCUUGUUUGUAUUGAAAGGUCUUUAUUUGCUAAUCAUUUUGUGUUUUUUCAUUCAGGGUUAACAUGCUCGUGAAAUUGAUCAAACUACAUCAAAUUAAAUCUUCAUUUUUGAGUAUGGGUCCUAUAAAGGGGAAACAUCUCUCUCGGAACUCACUUCUCUUUACACCCAAGAAGUAAAACUUACCUGAAAGAAACCAGAAGACAAAAUGUGUGUUUCAUUUUGUACUCUUUGUUUUUUUCUUAAAGAUCAAGUAAGGAAGCUGAUGAAAAACACACAAUCGUGACAAGUGACGGUAAAAAUUAACCUAUCAACAUUGUCAAAACAGGCAUUUUCCUGAAAUCAUUCAGCACAGCAAUAUCAUCAGCUAACGAUUUUUUAUUGCUUGCUUUUUCCCCGAGCAAAUGCUCAAAUGGUGCACGUUCAAAUCAUCAACGUGCCUUAUACUUUAUAUUUUCUACUUCAAGAAAAUAUCCUUUUCGAAAAAAUCAUCCACUUUUGUAACUUCACCGCACAGUCUUUUUACUUUUUAGUUUCCUCUAAAAGAAUAUGAACUGCUGCCAUCUUUUCCAUUCUACGGAAGCGUACAAGGACCACUUGCAAAAAGUUUGUUUGAGAUACUAUCUCCCCGCGGAGAGUUAGCUAAAACUCAACUCACUGCAUAUUAAAACUCAGUCUGGAUACCAGACCCAGUGAUUCCGACUUCUCUUCUCUUCAAAGGUCCUGUAUCACAUCAUGCAUUUUAUGCAAGAUCUCUUGCGAUCCAAAAUAUAACGAGAAAGCAUCUAAAUUAACAAAAAUCCAAAUUAAUAAGCAACCACGAAUAAAAGCAACUUUUGAAAACUUCUUUAAGACAAUCUUGAAAAAAUAUGCUUUACUUUUUCAAAAAUAUGUUUGAAGCACUAUGAGGCUUUCACAGAAUACCGUCUAAAAGAUCGAAUACUUUUUGUACGCGGCUGUGGAUGCGUUCUCAAUUGGGAUGCAUUCUCAAUUCGGAUGCUUUCUCAGAUCUGAUAAUUUUUCAAUGAAGAUGAUUUCUUAAUUCGGAUAAAGUGAUAUUUCUGUAAAUACUUAAGACGUUAGGUUGCAAAAUAUGUCUAAAUUUCGAUAAAAAUGUUUACAUUGUAAAGUUUUUGUUUUAUUUUGAAAGAAUUUCGAACUUUGAAUAUUCAUUCAGUCCUAGAUAUUACGUUGCGUGUAUAAAAUUUCAUUCGCUCUUUAAAAAUUCACUCGAUUCGGCAUCUAAAAUAAGAAAUGUGAUUCUUAAAAUUUUGCUCGGAUUUUGAAAAAUAUACACUAAACUUCUACAAUACAAGCUGUUUAUAAAUUCAAAAAAUCAAUCAAUAUAUCAAAAACAUUUUCCAUUUUUUUGCCCUAAUUUCGCUUUGUAGUGGAUGGCGUACUCCGACCGGUGUACCACGGACAGUUCACAAAAUUCUUGGUACAGACGGGAGGACCGGAAAUGCCCGAAUAUUAACGAUACCAUCCGAAUGGUCUUUUUCCUCUCCCCUUUCAUUCGGCCACCAAUCAUUGUAACAAUUUUUACAGUUUUGAGGAGCAUUAAAGAAAACGUGUUGUUAGGUUUGGAAUGGUUCGACUAUUCCCUGAAAUCUGGGGGAGUGUUGGUCACGUGGACGUUGGGUGAUACAGGACCCUUGAUAAAAGGAGUAAUCGGAAUGAUUGGGUCUGGUAUCCAGACUGAGUCUCAAUAUGCAACGAGUUUUGAACUAGUUAUAGCUAACUCGCAGCGGGGAGUAUCUCGAAAAAAUCUUUUUUGCAGGUGGCCCUUAUACGCCUCCGUACCAUUCCAAUUGUAUUCUGAUAAUAUUAAUUGGAGCGUUGUCGCUAUUCUCAAACUGCUUUUCGCUGGUAUACUCCUAGACACGGAUGUAAUUCGCGCGAAAAGGGCCAUACACCCGCUGAUAUGGCCGUUUCUGUACACGGUUGGUUGUAUAUAGAACAUCGCGAAGUACAAAAUUGGCGUUUCCAAAGCUGUGCGCAUUGUGCACAACCUAUAAGCAUACACUGUGGAACUGACCAGACCAUGUCACUGUUUCCCCACGCGCAAUUCUCACGCCACGUUGAAGAAACUAACCACAGGUAUGUAUGUAAGUAUGCAUGGCGUGAGCGACACUGAAAUGUAUAGUCAUGUCAGUGUUUGCCGUUGAUCGCGCAAUGUGCACACAAAUAUGACUGCCCGAGGGAGAAAGAAUAUCGCCAUUUUCAGGAUUCGCCUGACGGCACGAAUUGUGCAGAGUACAAUGGAGAACUGCUGAGGAAAGAAUUCAGCAUUCUGGUGGUCGAAAUUGUGGCGCGUGGACUGGAUGGUUUUGUUUAAAAGGAUGGACUCUUUCGGCACGACUGCCUGCUUGCAAUUCUGAAAGGAACGCUCCGAUUGGGUCUAUUCUGCACUGGAGUAGUUAUCAAUUUUCAAAAUGGUGAUGGGCCUCGUGACUGUUUGAGAGGUGAUUAUCUCUGGAGAGAAAAUAUUUUCAAAAGUCAUCGGUGAAGCCGCUGAAAAGUGACAGGAAAAUGAAUGAUGAGGAAGUGAUCUCUGAUUUGAUAUAUACCUCGAACACCUGAGAAACUAAUUUCACCUCCGAGCUUUCUCACCCAUAAUUUGUCACAUCCACUGAUCCAUGAUUCACACUCUUGAAAUUUAUCUGAAUGGAAUGAGCCUGCCUUGUAAAGGUGAUAUAUGCAAGAAAGGUACUGGUUGCUUACCCAGAUUGAAAACAGGUACAUCAGCUCUUCAAAGAAGAUAUACACAUCCAGGUAGUUCUUCCUAGUACGAAAUAAAAAGAAAUGGAGGACUCAAAACCAGGAGAUACGGAGAUGCCGAGUUCUUUCACAAGUGGCAUCAGUCCUUGAGGAUGGAGCAAUAUCUGUGAAGAAUACAAAGGAAAAGGGAGCCGUGAAGACUAGCUGAUGGAGUUACGCCAUUGGACAGGCCGAAAGUGAUAGCAAACACGGAGGACCUCACUCGAGAAAACAGCUUUCCGCUUAGCAAACACUGAUGCUUGGACAUUGCUGCCAUUAUUGCCUCGUGGUUGCCGUUUUGGGAGAAGCGGACUGUUUAAUUGGUCGUUGUAAUUACAUCUUGCUUUUAAGGAACACGUGUUAGAUUCCCAGCCAAGAGUGUAUCAAAUAGGAAGUUGGCCUGUGCGUGUGUGCUGGGAGGAGAAGAUAAAGAUCCUACAUGUAAUUCACUUCACCGCAAGAAUCUUGAUUAUCUCGGUGGCGACAGCGGUUUGGCCGGGCCUUCAUGGUCAGUCCUCUGAAAGUUGAGAUAAUCGAAUGUAUUACUAUUGGUUGAAACCUUUGCUGGACAAAAAGUGCGCCCAGAGUAUGUUUGUAGUCACUGGGUAUAGCAACCAAUAAAUCCGACUUGUGUCUAAGUCGGGCAGGAUUCGAAUCUGCACGUUUCGUUCCUACUGGAUGUUGUUUCUUUCGUCAUGGAUGUGUGGACUGUCGAAAAGAGUCUUAACAGAAUUGAUGAAUCUACGUCUGCUGACUCCAUAAAAAUGAAAGGAUGGAGAAAAGACGAAGGGAGUGUGAAUGGUGAUGGUCGUAAACGAUCUGUGCACACGCAGACGGAGAGCGAUCGUAGAAAUGCAGACAACUGCCGACAGAUUUUCAACCGACGCAAAUGGAGUGAAUUUGGCACUGUGACCACUCUGCAUGGGAUGCGGUACAUUACUCAGCCUAACCACAGCUUCACUAGAAAGGUGAUAUGGGCCAUCAUCCUACUGUCUUUUAUGGGAGUUCUCAUCUUUGUUGUCAUUGACAACACAGUUCGUUACUUUAAUUACAACGUGACCAGCAUCGUGACGGUGAAAUACGUCAAUGACCUUACCUUCCCCGCGGUUACAAUUUGUAACUACAAUCUGCUGAGGAAAUCCUACUCCGAGCAGGCCUUUGAUGAGGAUCUGUUGGAAGCGUUCAAGAUUAUCUCUCCCGGAGGAGGACAAAACUCCGUCAACUUCACAGCCUUGAAAGACUGGAACAUCACGGACGAUUUGAUUAAAGGGGCACACCAGAAGGAGGAUAUGAUCAUCGAAUGCACCUGGCGAUCGACUAGGAACUGUACAGCGGACAAUUUCACCCAGGUUCUGACUGACUUUGGGGUGUGUUACACCUUUAAUAACCCUAAGGAUCCAAACGACGCAUUGACGGUUCAGCAAACAGGUUAUGAUAGUGGUCUUUAUCUACGAUUGAACCUGGAGCAGUAUGAUUACUUCUACGGAUCUAGUAAGGGUGCCGGAUUCAAGAUCAUGCUUCAUAAACAAGGAGAGUUUCCUUUCGUCAAGCAGCUUGGCUUUGCUGUCUCCCCUGGAUUUGAAACCCUGGUCACUCUGAAAUUUACCCAGUUGGUGAAUUUAGAGACUCCGUAUGUCUCAGAGUGUGUUGUUGCAGAGGAUAUCCAAGGCUUCAAGUACACGGUAGAAACCUGCCAGGCAUUGUGUAAGACCAAGUAUAUUUUGGAGGGUUGUGGUUGCAGGACGACUGACCUACCAGCUGGACCAGACAUAUCGAAAGUAAGGUUUUGCAGCUAUGGUGAGAUAGUACAAUGUGUUCAACCGGCAAUGCGUAAGUGGGCCUUCAUGGCUGACCUCGAUGCUCGAUGUAACUGCAGCGUACCGUGUUUUCGCGAAGUCUUUACACCCAGAAUCUCGGAGGUUUUCUGGCCAGCUGAACACAUCACUAAGGCGUUACAGGAUGCCUUCAACAGUAGCGAAAGCUUCCUCAGGAAAAAUAUAAUCGAUAUGGUGAUAUUUUUCGAGGAACUGAACUACGAGGAAAUCCGACAAAUUGCCGCGUAUACAUUCACUGAUUUGUUGAGUGAUAUUGGUGGCUACAUGGGUCUGAUGGUGGGCGCAAGCUUGAUCACUUUCCUGGAGUUCAUUGACUUCUUGGUCUUAGGAGCCAUCGAAUACUGCCAAAAACACAACAUGUUUAAACGACGGGGAAAAAUAAAUAUCAGUCAAAGUCACCUUCAUCGUUGAACCAGACACAAAAGUUGUAAAUAAGAGAUAUGUAUUGGGUUGAUAUUGGGGAAGUACCUCAGUUGUAGUCUUGUAGUUUCGAUCCCUCUUUCUACGAAUAUUACUGUUUACCGUCCCCCCCCCCGCCUAGACGGAGGUAGCCUUGUACAAUCUUGUCAUUUAUAAGGAUGGGUGUUGAUUCGCAGGCUUCCCGACAUGCCCAAUGUAAGCUGUGAGACGGAUGUAAGAGAUUUACAAUCUAGUUAUUCUUCCCACCUGCUGUGUGUUGGUGGGAAGGGAUAACCCGAGGUAGUACCCCUUUCUGUCAUUUAUACAUGAUGUCAUUGUCAAGUAGCUAAUACAGAAUUUGUAAACAUGACUUGUAUCUGUGGAUUUUAUUGCAACGCUACCGUGGUUUGAAUCGAUUAUAUUAGAUUUAUUAGGGUCUCAAAUGUAAGGUAACACAACAAUAUUAAAAUGUUCAUUUAAACGCUCCUAUAACCACUAAUUUGAGUGGUAUGUUGCUAUAGGUAAUUUGCCUGCGCAAGUUGAAUAAAUUUAAAUGAGGGAAAAGUGCAUGUACGGCUAACAACAAUGAUUUCCUUUUAUUUUGGAUAGACAGAGAAUCAAAAUAAAGCAUAAAAAUGAAAGACGAUAAUGACCGAGGUACAAGUUUUUUUUUCAUUCAGUUGAGACCUCCGUAAAGCAAAAUUGUACAAAAGGAUGAUAACUGAUGAUAAUCAUAUGUAGCAAAUGACCUUUCCUGUGAUUUCAAAUAAAUGUAAAUUAGGUUUAAUAUAUUCUCAUAUUUAAAUAUUGCGUUAGUCAGUAAUUACGACUGAAUUGGACAUUCUCAUUUCCGGUCUGACAACCAUUCCAUUAAAUUCCAAGGUUAACUCUCAUCGAAGUGAAAGUUUAUUUUGUUGCGUUUAAUGCCCGUUCUCGAUACACUUAAUGAUGUUCCUGACCUCAUUCUGUUGUUAUAGGUUUACCUUGAGCAUAUCUCCCUGAAAGUUUCUCUCCAAAUUUUCCCUUAACCUUUGCAGUUAAGUCUCAAUAAUCCAACAGGUGAAGGACUGAAGACUGCUCAGGCUAAUGAUCUACGUGAGUUUCUUUCUCGGAAGCCGGGAUCUAAGUAGUAAUUCUUCAUCAUCUUAAAGCUAGUGAUAAUAUGAAGUAGCUGUAAAUCUCGCAAUAGUUGGAGGUUGUCAAACGGGUUGUUUCUCCUCAUAGUUGCCAACAAUCAGUCCGGUUUCAAUUAUUAGUUAAUAUAUGCAUGUUUACAAAUUUUAUCCAUAAUGCAAGUAUAUACAUGUAUUUUGUCAUCGAGA
Molecule: messenger RNA, 7517 nt
Organism: Acanthaster planci (crown-of-thorns starfish)
Lineage: Eukaryota; Metazoa; Echinodermata; Asteroidea; Valvatida; Acanthasteridae
Product: acid-sensing ion channel 1B-like
Biological process (GO): sodium ion transmembrane transport
Cellular component (GO): plasma membrane
Molecular function (GO): ligand-gated sodium channel activity
Source: RefSeq, a predicted model, not a curated record